Molecule: messenger RNA, 7542 nt
Organism: Ochotona princeps (American pika)
Lineage: Eukaryota; Metazoa; Chordata; Mammalia; Lagomorpha; Ochotonidae
Gene: BLTP2
Product: bridge-like lipid transfer protein family member 2
Exons: 39
Coding region: 154-6888 (2244 amino acids)
Source: RefSeq, a predicted model, not a curated record
CAGGGGGCGGAGCGCGCGCGCGCACCAACGCUUCCUCGUCCAGCGUCGCCCCUGCGCGCGCGGCUGGUCGGCCCGCGGCGGCGCUGCGGGAUUCCGGCGUCGGGGCCCGGCAUGGCGGGGGCCGGGGUCGGCCCGGGCCGGACCCGGACCUAAAUGACUCUGCGCCUCACCGCGCUGCUGGUCUUGUUGCUGGUUGCGCUUAGCGCCCUCCUUCUAGGCCGGUGGCUUCUGGUCCGAUUGGCCACCAGUUGGUGUCAGCGCAAGCUGCAGGCGGAAUUAAAGAUUGGCUCCUUCCGCUUUUUUUGGAUCCAGAAUGUCAGUCUUAAGUUUCAGCAGCACCAGCAAACAGUGGAGAUUGAUAACCUGUGGAUUUCCAGUAAACUCUUCAGUCAUGAUCUACCACACUAUGUGGCGUUGUGCUUUGGAGAAGUGCGUAUCAGAACGGACCUGCACAAGGUGUCUGGCCUGGCUGCCCCGUUCUCCCAGAGGACUGGGGUGGAUCAGAAAGAGCUGUCCUUCAGCCCAUCCUUACUGAAGAUCUUCUGCCAAGUAAGACAGCUUCUUCCGCUCUCCUGGACGCUAUUCUCCAUCCAUGUAGAUGCUAUAAAUAUCAUGGUUCUCAAAGUGGCUACCUCUGAGUCCUUGUGGCAUAUCCAGAUGAGUAGAAGCAAAUUUCUUUUGGACAGUGAUGGGAAAAGACUUAUCUGUAAAGUGAGCUUAUCUAAGAUCAACAGCAAAGUUCUGAAGAGUGGUCAGUUGGAAGACACCUGUCUGGUGGAGCUCUCACUGGCCCUGGACCUAUGUCUGGAGGUAUGCAUCAGUAGUUGGCAUCUAAAAGUCAUCUCCGUGGAUGUGUGGACACUGCAUGCUGAACUGCACGAAGGCCUCUUCCAUAGUCAGCUGUUGCGCCAGGGCUCCAGCCUGGCAUCCAAAGCUGCUCCCAGUUCAGAGGUGACAGAGAACUUGGCUGAGCCAGCUCUGCCUGGCCUAUACUUGCUCCAGCAGCUCCCAGACCAGGUCGAGGUGAAGAUGGAAAACACAAGUGUGGUAUUGUCCAUGAAUAGUCAAAAGAGGCAUCUAACUUGGACAUUGAAGCUGCUGCGUUUCCUGUACCAUCGGGAUGAGGAUCAGCUGCCCCUGCGAAGCUUCACAGCCAACUCUGACAUGACACAGAUGAGCACAGAACUCCUGUUGGAAGAUGGACUGUUGCUGUCCCAGAGUCGCCAGCGCAUUGUCUGCCUCAACUCCCUCAAGGCUAAUGUGCAGGUGACCACCAUUGACCUCUCAGCCUCUCUGCUUCUGAACACUUGCAUCAUUCACUACCGGCACCAGGAGUUCUCACACUGGCUGCACAUGCUUGCACUGGAGAUGCAGGGAUCCGGUUCACCUGUUCAGCAGCAAAGGAAAGAAAGGACCUUUCCCCAGAUCUUGGCUCCCAUCAUCUUUAGCACCUCCAUUUCCAAUGUCAACAUUUCCAUUCAGCUUGGAGAUACACCACCUUUUGCCUUGGGAUUCAAUUCCAUCUCUCUGGAUUACCAGCACCUCAGGCCACAGAGCAUCCACCAGCGAGGCGUUCUAACUGUGGACCACCUCUGCUGGCGUGUGGGCAGUGACUCCCACAUUCAGCGGGCACCACACCCACCUAAUAUGCAUGUGUGGGGUGAGGCGCUUGUCCUGGACUCCUUCACACUACACGGUAGCUAUAAUCAGCCUCUGAGCCUGUCCAGCACCCAGUCAGAUACCCUCUUUCUUGACUGUACUAUCCGAGGACUUCAGGUAGAAACGUCGGAUACCUGUGCCCAGUGCCUGUCUCGUAUCUUAUCCUUCAUGCAUCCACCAUCUGGGAAGUCAGCUGUCUCUAGAGAAUCUUCGUUUGCAGAAUGUGUGUCAUUACUGUGGAAGGUGGACUUGAAGGUGGAAGACAUGAACUUGUUCACUCUUUCAGCGUUGGUUGGUGCUUCAGAAUUGCGACUGGACACACUGACUGUCCUGGGCAGUGCCGAGACCUCCACGGUGGGGAUUCAAGGACUUGUGCUUGCCCUGGUGAAGUCGGUCACGGAGAAGAUGCAGCCUUGUUGCAAAGCCCCUAACAUCCCCACUCCAGUGCUCAGCCUCUCCAUGCUCUCCCUCACCUACCACAGCAGCAUCCGUUCCCUGGAGGUCCAGUGUGGCGCAGGGCUGACCUUACUCUGGAGCCCCUCAGAUCACAUGUACCUGUACCAGCAUGGCUUGGCGGCUCUGCAGUGCCGAGACCUCCUGAGGACCACCAUGCUCCCCAAGGCUGUUCCAUCCUUUGCACUCGAGGUUCCAGAGUCCAUGUCGGAGGCAGGAGACCAUCCACCUGAGCCAGUUCCUCCAAAGAGGCUGCUAAAACUAACACUGGAAGUGAGCACAGCCAAGCUGACAGCUUUUGUGGCAGAGGACAAGUUCAUCACCCUGGCUGCAGAGAGUGUGUCACUGAGCCGACAUGGAGGGUCGCUGCAGGCUUACUGCCCUGAACUGGCUGCUGGCUUUGACGGCAAUAACAUCUUCAAUUUCAAAGAGGUGGAGGUCCAGCUUCUGCCUGAGUUGGAAGAGAUGAUUCUCCACCGGAACCCCUUUCCUGCCCUCCAGACCCUGCGCAACCGGGUUUGGCUCCUCUCCCUUGGUUCAGUGUCAGUGGAGUUUCCUUACCAGUAUGACUUCUCCUGCACUCUGGAUGAGGCCGUGGGAGUUCAGAAGUGGUUGAAGGGGCUGCACCGAGGGACUCAUGCAUGGGCCUCUCCAGGCUCUGCUCCACUUCCCCCUGAUCUACUGUUAAAGGUUCAGCACUUCUCUUGGGUUUUCCUGGAUGACAUCUUUGAGGUGAAACUCCAUGAUAACUAUGAACUGAUGAAGGAUGAGAGUAAGGAGAGUGCCAAGAGGCUGCAACUGCUGGACGCCAAAGUGGCUGCCCUUCGGAAACAGCAUGGGGAGCUCCUGCCAGCCCGCAAAAUUGAGGAACUCUAUGCCUCUUUGGAACGCAAAAACAUUGAAAUUUACAUCCAGCGUUCCCGUCGUCUCUAUGGCAACACACCCAUGCGUCGGGCACUGCUCACUUGGAGCCUGGCAGGGCUAGAGCUGGUGGCUCUGGCAGAUGCCUCCUUUCACGGGCCUGAGCGUGUGAUAGAACAGGUUAGAGAGCUCGACCCAGGCAGCCCUUUUCCUUCUGAGGGGAUGGAUCUUGUUAUCCAGUGGUGUCGCAUGCUCAAGUGCAGUGUCAAGGCCUUUCUGGUUCGGAUCAGAGACUAUCCUCGCUACCUGUUUGAGAUCCGUGACUGGCGGCUGACAGGUCGACUUGUGGGCACUGAGCAGAGUGGUCAGCCUUGCUCCCGUCGACGUCAAGUCCUGCGCUUGGGGCUUCCAUGGGGCAAUGUGGUAGUAGAGAGGAACAUGCCCCCACUGAAGUUCUACCAUGACUUCCACUCAGAAAUCUUCCAGUAUACAGUGGUGUGGGGUCCAUGCUGGGAUCCAGCUUGGACCUUAAUUGGCCAAUGUGUGGACCUCUUGACUAAGCCUUCUGCUGAUCCCAGCCCACCCUUGCCCUGGUGGGACAAGAGCCGUCUCAUCUUACAUGGAGACUGGCACAUGGACAUUGAACAGGCGAACUUGCACCAGCUGGCUACUGAGGAUCCAUACAACACAACUGAAAAUAUGCACUGGGAAUGGAGCCACCUGUCUUUUCACUGGAAGCCUGGUCAGUUUGUGUUCAAAGGUGACUUGGAUAUCAACGUGCGAACAGCUUCUAAGUAUGACGACUGCUGCUUCCUUCACCUGCCUGAGCUCUGCAUGACCCUGGACCUGCACUGGCUGUGCCAUGGGAACCCACAUGAUCACCACGGUGUCACCCUGAGGGCCCCCGAGUUCCUGCCAGAGGUGCCUCUGGGGCAGCUGCAUGAUUCCUACCGGGCUUUCCGCUCUGAGAACCUCAACCUCUCCAUCAGGAUGGACCUGACUCAGCAUAGCGGGACCAUGUCUCAGCCCCGAAUUCUGCUAUACAGUAGUACCCUACGAUGGAUGCAGAACUUCUGGGCCACCUGGACUAGUGUCACCAGGCCUAUCUGCAGGGGAAAGCUCUUCAAUAACCUGAAACCAAGCAAGAAGAAACUUGGCCAGCACUACAAGCAGCUUUCCUACACUGCACUUUUUCCUCAGCUUCAGGUGCAUUAUUGGGCCUCAUUUGCGCAGCAGCGGGGCAUCCAAAUUGAAUGCAGUCAGGGCCACGUCUUCACUCGGGGAACUCAGCGGCUCAUACCUCAAGCAGGCACAGUGAUGCGGCGCCUUAUCUCUGAGUGGAGUGUUACCCAGAUGGUGAGUGACCUGAGUCAGGUGACUGUCCACCUAAUGGCCUCACCCACUGAAGAGAAUGCUGAUCACUGCCUUGAUCCCCUGGUAACAAAGACCCACCUGCUGAGCCUGUCUUCCCUCACCUACCAACGUCACAGCAAUCGAACAGCUGAGGAGGAGCUUUCUACUCGAGAUGGUGAUCCUGCCUUUCACACACACCAGCUGUACUUGGUAGAUUUACGGAUUUCCUGGACAACCACCAAUCGGGACAUUGCCUUUGGGUUAUAUGAUGGCUACAAAAAGGCAGCUGUGCUGAAGCGUAAUCUCUCUACUGAGGCCUUGAAGGGGUUAAAGAUUGAUCCCCACAUAUCAGCCAAAAAGCCAAAGCGGGGAGGUUCCACUAGUGUCCCAGCUGCGCCUCAUGUCAACACGCCUGGCUUCAGUGGGCGGCCUGACAAGGGGUCAUCAGGAGGUGCUUACAUGUUGCAGAAGCUGAUUGAAGAGACAGACAGGUUUGUAGUCUUCACAGAAGAGGAGUCAGGUAUGAGUGAGCAGUUGUGUGGCAUUGCUGCCUGCCAGACAGAUGACAUCUACAACCGCAACUGCCUUAUUGAGCUGGUCAACUGCCAGAUGGUUCUUCGAGGAGCAGAGACAGAAGGCUGUGUCAUUGUAUCAGCUGCCAAAGCCCAGCUGCUACAGUGCCAGCACCAUCCAGCCUGGUAUGGUGACACACUCAAGCAAAAGACCUCUUGGACUUGCCUGUUGGAUGGCAUGCAGUAUUUUGCCACCACUGAAACCAGUCCUGAACAGGAUGGCCGACAGCUCUGGUUAGAGGUGAAGAAUAUCAAGGAACACCGGCAGCGUAGUCUGGACUCUGUGCAGGAGCUGAUGGAGAGUGGGCAGGCAGUGGGAGGCAUGGUUACCACAACCACAGAUUGGAAUCAGCCAGCUGAAGCACAGCAGGCCCAACAAGUUCAACGGAUCAUCUCACGUUGCAAUUGUCGAAUGUACUAUAUUAGUUACAGCCAUGACAUUGACCCUGAGCUAGCAACUCAGAUUAAGCCACCGGAGGUCCAUGAGAACCAGGAAAAGGAAGAUCUCCUAAAGAAGCAGGAAGGGGCUGUGGAUACCUUUACUCUGAUUCAUCAUGAGCUAGAAAUCUCUACCAACCCAGCUCAGUAUGCCAUGGUUCUAGACAUUGUCAACAACUUGCUACUUCAUGUAGAACCCAAGCGGAAGGAGCACAGUGAAAAGAAACAGCGGGUUAGAUUCCAGCUUGAGAUUUCUAGCAAUCCUGAGGAGCAGCGCAGCAGCAUAUUGCACCUGCAGGAGGCUGUGCGGCAGCACGUGGCCCAGAUACGGCAGCUGGAGAAGCAGAUGUAUUCUGUCAUGAAGUCUUUGCAGGAUGACAGCAAGAAUGAGAACCUGCUUGACCUGAACCAAAAGCUUCAGUUGCAACUAGACCAGGAGAAGACCAACCUGCAGCUAGAAAGUGAAGAGCUGAAUAUCCUUAUCAGGUGUUUUAAGGAUUUCCAGCUACAAAGAGCCAACAAGAUGGAGUUGAGAAAGCAACAAGAAGAUGUGAGUGUGGUCCGUCGCACUGAGUUUUACUUUGCUCAGGCACGGUGGCGCCUGACAGAGGAAGAUGGACAGCUGGGGAUUGCUGAACUGGAGCUGCAAAGGUUCCUGUAUAGCAAGGUGAAUAAGUCUGAUGACACAGCAGAACAUCUCCUGGAGUUAGGCUGGUUCACUAUGAACAACCUCCUCCCUAAUGCUGUAUACAAGGUAGUUCUGCGGCCCCAGAGCUCCUGCCAAUCUGGGCGACAGCUAGCCCUUCGCCUCUUCAGCAAAGUCCGCCCACCAGUUGGGGGUAUCUCUGUGAAAGAACAUUUUGAGGUGAAUGUGGUGCCUCUCACCAUUCAACUGACCCACCAGUUCUUCCACAGAAUGAUGGGCUUUUUCUUUCCUGGUCGAAAUGUGGAAGAUGAUGAAGUUGGUGAUGAAGAGGACAAAUCCAAAUUGGUGACUACUGGCAUACCAGUGGUGAAGCCUCGGCAACUGAUUGCAACAGAUGAUCCAGUACCGAUGGGCCCUGGAAAGGGUGUGGCGCAUGGCUUGACUCGGAGUUCUGGGGUCAGAAGAUCAUUUCGCAAAUCACCUGAGCACCCCAUGGAUGAUAUUGACAAGAUGAAAGAGCGAGCUGCCAUGAACAAUUCUUUCAUCUACAUAAAGAUUCCACAGGUCCCACUUUGUGUCAGUUACAAGGGUGAGAAGAACAGCGUGGAUUGGGGUAACCUAAACCUGGUGUUGCCUUGUCUGGAAUACCAUAACAACACAUGGACAUGGCUAGACUUUGCCAUGGCUGUCAAAAGGGAUAGCCGCAAAGCCCUGGUCGCCCAGGUAAUCAAAGAGAAGCUAAGGCUGAAGCCUGCAACAGGGUCUGAGGCCCGGGGAAAGCUAGAAGCUAAAUCAGACCUGAACAUGCAACAGCAGGAAGAGGAGGAGAAAGCCCGGCUCCUCAUUGGUUUAAGUGUGGGCAACAAGAACCCUGGCAAGAAGUCCAUCUUCAGCAGGCGCAAGUGAUCUGUUGACCGAGUGGCUACAGUUCAGGAUCUGACUCUGGCUCAGGCUGCACAGACUGUGGGGUGGGAGGGGCUUCUCUUCAUCUUUCAGGAUUUGUUUGGAGGGGCUUUGCUUUAUCCCUCAGGAUUUGUUUGGGUCAGGAGCCCACAGAGGAAACAGUGGAGAGGGACACUGCUCUUCAGCAGCUGGCCUGUUCCCUAUGGGACGUGGUGGAUAAUAAUGUUGAGUUCCAUCCCAUGCCAAUCAGGCCCAGGGCCACAGAGGCAACAGGAGAGCAAGACCCAGAAAAUGGGCCUUGGGGGUCAACUGAAAGGGUGGGGUUAUAGUCAUGAUCAAGUAUGAUAAAUUUUUAUAUAAAGACAUAUAUAAAUAUAUAUAUAUACACACACACACAUAUAUAUUUGUAAGUGUAACUGCUCUCCCUCUGUGCCAGGAAGCUGAGGGAAAGAGGCUGAUCCUCUGUCUCUCACUCCACUGCCUUGAAUAAAAGGUGUUACUGUUUUGGGAGGAAUCAGCUUUUCCCCAGUCUGUGUGAUAAGCUCAUUUGGGAAGAUGGUCAUCAGAGCUAGGGCUGGCCAUGGGUCCCUUACCCUGGGGUGUAUCCUGGAUGGAGAAUGGCAAAAAGUGAUCAAAAGAAAAAAAAUAUUUUAAAUU